Molecule: messenger RNA, 1632 nt
Organism: Caenorhabditis auriculariae
Lineage: Eukaryota; Metazoa; Nematoda; Chromadorea; Rhabditida; Rhabditidae
Source: the annotation of a GenBank genome assembly
AUGGGAAAAACGGUUUCGGCAGCGGUUAGCGUCUAUUCGUUGGUGGUGCACUAUGGGGGCUACAUUUUCGGCCUCGGAUGCCUCGUUUCGAUUCCGACUUCCAUCGUCGCCUUGCAGAGGGCUCUCAACUCGGACUACGAUGAGAAGGACGUUGGUUUCUUUGAAAAUAUCGAAUUCCAACCGGUCGCAUCAACAGAGACCUCUACUCAUCGCAAGAACUUACUUGACGAUGACUGGAAUUGCGUCAGCAUUCUUCGAAGGCUACAACGUGGCCAGCAGCAUUUUGAAGAGGUCCGUUAAAAAAAAUUCAAAGAGUCCGUUUCACGAAAAAAUAUAUUGGAUAUUCUGACCUCUAAAACGAUAAAAAUGGUUUUCAAUCUUUUCCAAGUCUCUCGAGCCAGAUAUGAGCGAACUAAAUAUAUUUUUCUAGUAAAAACAAACUCACAAGAAGGUUAUUUUGCCAUUCAAUCAAUUUUCACUCAAAAAAAAAACCUUGUCAGAUAGUGAAAUCAAAAAAUUUUGCAGCAAUGGAGCCGUUUUUCCUGCUUUCCACCGUUGUUUUCCGUUCAUUUCCUUCGGAGUCCUUCUCCACCAGUUUGUACCGCCCGUUACAGAUUUUUGUAACCGACUUUUUGGGUUUUCACUAUUUUUCUAACCCUUCUCAAUCAAAAUUUCAAGGCUCCCCACUCACAUCUAUUGCAUCGUCUCCGUCGCUUUCUGCUCUAUCUACUCGACUUUUGUCGAUUAUAAUGAGCCGAAAGAGAUUGUCGUCUAUCUCGGACCGUUUCCGAUGCCAAAAACGAAGCUUUUCUAUUCGGUCAGCUCUCAUUAACUAAUAAAAAAACGGUUUUUGCAGUAAAAACUGAUUCAAUCGGUUCACAAUGAACCAUUGGCGGGUUUUUUCUUUUCAAACAGCUUGGGAAAACUUUUUAAACGCCUCUAAAAUUUCAGAAAGCUUUUGGGAUUAUCUUUCAACUAUUUUCAGCCGAGUUACGUUUUCGAGGUGGCGAUUCCCAUUUUAGUUGCGAUUUGCUACAUCCUAUCUAUAUUGAAGCUGAUUAAGCCCUCAAAAACCAAGACGCCCCUCUUCUUUUAUGGAAUGUUCAUAUUGUCAGUUGUCCAAGGAGUUCGUCUCUGCUCUCAAAUAUUUCCUAAAACUUGAAAGCAGAUGGUCGCGACCUGCACGGGCGUCGCGAUGGUCGUCGCCGCUGGCGACUUCGACGACGAGCAUUUCUUGCGUUAUUUCAUUGAAAACAGCACGCCGUUUCUGACCUUCCUGGCCCUGGCGGUUGUGACGCUGGUCGAGCUCCUUGACACUUCUCGACGACACAUCGUUCAGCCUCUUGAGUUCAGCAAGGAGAUCGGAAAUGCUCCCGGCGCUCAAAGAUCCGUCGCACUCAGCUACCUGCCUGUUUCUACUACCGCAACACCAAGAAACUGAAAAUCGACCAUAAUAAAUUCUCAAAUGUUGAAAAUUUACAGCAAACUAAUGACUGGAAUAAACUGCUUCACCAUCCGCUGGUACCACCAACGGGCCAACAUUAUUUCCCAACGCUGUCCCUCCGGGACGUAUUGGACAACGAUUGUGGACCGUCACCCGUGCCGACGACCAACUCUUCGAUUAUACCAUGA